CUGGACUCGGGGGGGGGGGGGAAGGCGGGGAGGCCGAUUAUCCAAUCCCAGCCGCUCUCCAUCCCGCCCCCCCCCCUCCUCACCCCCGCUCGCCCAAGGCCUGGGACUUUCUGGACCUAAGGGGCCCCUAGGGGCUCCGGGACGCCUGGGUCAUCCCUCCAAGGGGCCGACGCGCCCUUGAACGCGCUCUGGAACUCCGGUGCGGCGCUGGCCUGGGAGGCCAUGAGUCGGGGGGCGCUUCUGGUCCUGGCCUUACUGCUGUAUUUGGGCUACUUGCUGCUGGGAGCCCUCGUGGUAUCGGCUAUCGAGCGGCCUCACGAGAGCCGCCUGCGGGCGCAGCUGAGGGCGCUGAAGGGGGAACUGCUAGAGCGCAGCCCGUGCCUGGACGACCCGACGCUAGAGAGCUUCCUGAAGAGCGUGCUGGAGGCCGGGCGCCACGGGGUGUCGGCGCUGCACAACGCCUCGGCGCCCAGCAGCUGGGACUUCGCCUCGGCGCUCUUCUUCUCCAGCACCCUCAUCAGCACCGUAGGUUAUGGCUACACUACACCUCUGUCGGAUUCAGGAAAGGCCUUCUCCAUCUUCUACGCCUUGUUAGGGGUGCCAUUUACCAUGCUGGUGCUGACAGCCACGGCCCAGCGAGUGGCCUUGCUGGUGACCCAUGCCCCACUUCACUGGGCGCAGUUCCACCGGGGCUGGGACCCAAGACUGCUGGCCCGUGGACACCUGGUACUGCUGCUGCUGGGGGUGCUAGCCAUCUUCUUCCUGGUGCCGGCUGCCAUUUUUACCUACCUGGAGCAGGACUGGACUUUCCUUGAUGCUUUUUACUUCUGCUUCAUCUCCCUUUCUACCAUUGGCCUGGGGGACUAUGUGCCUGGUGAACAGGAGGGUCAGAAGAACAGGGCCCUUUACAAGGUGCUGGUCACAGUGUACCUGUUCCUGGGGCUGGUGGCCAUGGUCCUAGUUCUCCAGACCUUCCGGCGAGUGGCUGACCUCCAUGGCUUGACAGAGCUUGUCCUGCUUCCCCAGGAGUACCAGGCUGAGGAGGAUGAUGAGCGCACAGAUAUCCUGGACUCCAGGGUUCAGCCCACUCACCAGCAGCUCAAUUCAGGCACCCACUCAGACUAUGCUGCCAUUCCCCGGUAGUCCCUCUUGCCCAGGCCCUGCCUGGGGGGCUGGGUAUAGGUCCGAUGCAGGACUGAGCCUGGUUUUAUCUUUGUUAUGACUGUCCCCUGUGUCUAAUCGAUAAGCCCUAAUGGCCAUUGGCAUGGGAUAAUAUUACAAGUGUUCUUUUUGUGCACUUCAAAAGAGUCCUCCAUCUGUUUGAUACCAGCUGUGCCCAAGUGUCCUUGGGGGGAAAUGGGGUGUGGAAGGAGAGAGUAUAGGAUGGGGAGGAAGUCAGAGCUUUGGAAUGUGGUGUGUGUCCCUGGUUGGGCUCCAGUUCCCCAGACUCACUCACUAGAGUCCUCCAAACUCCAGAGGAUGGUGGGGACUUCUUGGGGUCAGGAAGAGAGAAAUGCCCAUCCAUACAGAGACUUGGGCACCAGGAAGAGGAAGGAUGAUCAAACAGGGAAGAGAGGGGUUAGGACUUCUGAGUUCCGAUCUUAUCCAAGCAAAUUAGCUGCAAAAGUCCCUUUCUCUGGGCUUCAGUUUCCCCCUCUUUACAAUGAAAUGUAACCAGGUGGUCUCUAAGGGUCCUUUCAGCCUUGUGGAGGGUACAUUUUCUAUUAGGGUCCCUUUCUCCUGGCAGCCAAGUGGAAGGUAAGUUCUCUUACCGCCACCUUCUACCUGCUUCCAGUACAAAUUCCAGAGUCUAGCUCCUUCCCUCAGUCUUUAUUCUCUGGUUAGGAAGUCUUUAUAUUCAGGCCCCCUCUCUUUUAUUCAGCCAUUCUUACCUGCUUUCUCUUUGCCCGUUCACAGGUCAUAGGAGUGCAAUGAGGGUGCGCUUUAUUAUCCUUUGGGGAAAAGGGAAAUGAUUUGUAGAGUUGGAAGGACAACUAGUGAGUGACUUCUCCCUAUAUCCCUGUCUACCUCACAAGGGCCUUUGGUCUGUAAAAAAUAGACUCGAAUACAGGACUACAAUCCCCAUGAGCCUUUGCUCCACUUCCCCAGAAUGCCUUGUAAUCUCACCUGGGCCGAGAUCGAGAAGGGAUUUAAACUGAGGAAAAGGCUUUUGAGGGGUCUUUUGAACUUCCGUUUUGGAGCAGAGGCGUCUCUUCCAUGAUGUGAGGUUAUUUUGUCUAGGCCUCUGGCCUAGACACAUGUUUCUUACUUGUAUAUUCUUAAUCUUUAACCUUUAAUAAACCUCUAAAAAAUAUAAUACUCCUUGCAGAGAGAAACUAAUUUCUACCUGCCUCAGUCUCCCCAUCUCCCCUAAAUUUUAAUCUUUACAGGUCCUCCCUCUCCAAUGGAGUCCACCAGGUUCCAAGUCUGGUGGAAGAUCAGUUCUGGUCCUUGCUUUUUGGAGUGCGAGCCUGGCCCGUCAGAGACACAAAUCUUGAUCCUCUGAUUCUAAAUAUAAGCACGUCUGUCUCUAGAGGAAAUCCAAAGGGAAUGUGGUCCAAUCCCUUCAUCUUAGCUUUGAAAAUAUCUGCUUACAUCAUUUCCCACCAACAACUAAUAGGGUAAAUUGUGUGAAGGUAGAACCUUGGUUAUGGAUUGGCCAAGAUGGAAGAGUGAGGAAUUGAAGAUGAAGGCAAGCUUGUGAAACCCGGUGGUGGAUGGAAGGAUGGUGAUGGCGCUAAGUGUUAGAAGAGGGGUAGGGUUGAGGCUUUGGGGGCUUUGGGGGUCAGUGAUUUCUAUUGAAUUUGAGGUGGUGGAAAAACCGACUUGGGAUUCAGAAUAUUCUGGCUCCAUUUUAGACUAGGCUCUCCCUGAUUCCCUGGGAUUCUGUUUCUUUGGGUAAAUUAUUUUUAUCUCUUUAGGCUUUUAGUUCCUCAUUUGUAAAGCCGGAGGUGUGGGGGAGCAAGUAUUCUUUCAGCAAGGGCCCUUCUAGCUUUUAAUGUUUUGGGUUCAAUCUGUAAGCAAUGAAUAAGCACCUACUAUGUGCUAGGUGGACACCAUAGUGCACAGAGCACUGGGAAGAUUCAUCUUGGUGAGUUCAAAUCCAGCUGAAGACACUGACCCUGAGUAAGUCACUUCACCCCAUUUGCCUCCAUUUCUUCAUGUGUAAAGUGAACUGGAGAAAGGAAAUGACCAACGACUCCAAGAUUUUUGCCAAGAAAACCCCAAAUGGGGUCAUGUCGAAGUUUUAACAUUAACCUGUACCCCUGUUUUGGACCCCCAAGGCAACCUUUAAGAGUAUAAAAGGGGAAAAGCUUAAGAUCUGAAGCUACAAAGGGCUUUUCCCCCAUCCCCUGGCUGAAUGAAGGUGGAGACAAAGCUUUUUUAUUUAUCUGCAAAUAAGCUUGAGAUAGUGUGGCUGAGAGGGCAACUGGGUAGCUCAGUGGAUUGAGAACCAGGCCUAGAGCUGGGAGGUCCUGGGUUCAAAUCUGGCCUCAGACACUUCCCAGCUGUGUGACCCUGGGCAAGUCACUUGACCUCCAUUGCCUAGCCCUGACCACUCUUCUGCCUUGGAGCCAAUACACAGUAUUGAUUCCAAGAUAGAUGGUGAGGGUUUUUAAAGAUAGUGUGGCAGAGAAAAGUGGAUUAAUAGUUAUUCUAAAGGUCUCCUGGCAUCCAGAAGACUCCUUGUCACUGUGAAGUCCAGAAGACCUGCCUCUCAAGUCUACGAGGUUGGAGUGUUCCAAAGAGGCUUGGAAAGGGAAGUCAAGAAAGAGCAUAAAUUAGGAUUCUGGGAGCAAGUAGGAGCUUUCUCCCCUAGAAUGGGAGUGAGUAGGUAUGUGGUUGGGCUAGCCACAUGAGGCUGGUGCCUUCUUUCUCUUGUUGGCUUUUUCUUAUUUAAUAAAUAAUUUUAAAUUAGGAUAGUUUCUAGAGAAUUUUGAUUAUAACUGGCACCACUAAAAUGACUGAACAGUCAAAACUCUGUGCCCCAAGGACUGUGCUCUGUCCUGGGAGUCAAGGAAAGGCACUUUGCUCCCAAAGUGACUCACAGUCAUGUACAGACAAACUAUAGACAAAUAAAAUGGAAAUAACCUCUGAAGGCAGAUGAGCAUUAAGGAGGAUUGGGAAGGCUUCUGGCAGAAGGUGGGAUUUGUUGGCAUUUGAAGGAAGUUAGAGGGAGAGCAUUCUAGGCAUUGGAGUGGCGGAGGGAACAGCAUGAAUAGAUACAAACAUGAACAGAACAUCUUGGAAGAAUGGCACCAGGAGGUAGGAGAAGCUUCAUGCCAGGCAAUGUUUGAGCUAUAAUUUAAAGUGUAAACCUCAAAAUUUCUUAGACUUAUAAAUGUUGGAAAUUUCACCAUUGGGAAAUUUCAUACUUGAAAAAUUUCCUAUUGAUAGUGGGUCUUGGCUAUUGGAAUGUGAAUCCCAUUGGCAUGGGAGGUUCCUUCUCCUACCUUCUUAAGAUUACUUUAGGACAGAAACCCUUUGCUGAACAAUGGAAAGGACUUUGACCUAUGCUUAAGCAUAGAACAGGAAUUUCUUUGAAUCAUGAUUGAUUUUAGAAUUGAUACAAUGGAGAUACUUGGAAUCAAUCUCCACCCUAUUCAGUCCUAACAGGAUUGAGUAAGGGCUGCAGCCUAGAUCAAAGAUUUAAUCAUUUGAAAAUAUGACCUUCAACAGACAUGUGCAAAAGCCAGAAACCUCUGGGCGGUCUUGGGUUAAGCUAGAGCCUCCAUUGGCACAGGGAAAUUGAUGAACAGUGAUUGGUAGAUGUGAGAACUGAGAGGAGGAACUUGGAUGGUUUCCUUAAAGAUAGGGGGUUCUGGAGACUGGAGGGGGGUGGUUUGAGGAGUUUGGUCGGGGUGAUUGCGGUGGACUCGGAGAAGCUUGCUCUGAAGGAAGCUGAAGGUGGGGGCCUCUGAGACUGUUUCUCCAUUUUGGUCACGUGAGUGAUAGGGACUGAUCUCUUUUCUUUGCCCCAGCUAUCUAAGGGCUUGGGCCUUUUGGCCCAGCCUAAACAGAAGGGAUAUUUAAGCCCUAUUCCCUUCUCUCCCUUUUUCUCUCUCUCUAUCUCUAAUUCCUUUCUUGCUCCUAUUGUAAUUAAACUCCAAAAAAGGCUGAUGGCUGACUUGAGUUUUUCAUUUAGGAAUUACAUAGCUGAAUUCCUUGGCGACCUUAAAUUAAUAUAUAUCAGUCUUUUAAAGCGAUUCCCUUGUCACAAAAGGUAGAGAGGGAACGAAGGAGGGAGUACAUUAACAGGAACUUCCCUGGGGGACUGCCAGUGCAAAGAUGGAGAAAAGGAAGAGAGCCUUUUGGGUGAGGAACUGAGAGGUUGUUUGGCUUGUUGAACUCAUUUCCUGUGGGUUCAGUUAUCUCCUGUUAACUUGUAAAAGCACAGAACUAUUAAAGUAGUCAGAAAAGCCAGGUCUUUAGUCAGGAAAGAGCGAUAGGUCCAAUAAUGCUAUCAUAGAGCCAAGCACCCCAAACUACAGAAAACCCUGGACUCUGGGGAGGGUAUCUGGGAGAAUGCACCACUUCAAGGAACAAUAGAACCUGGGGAAGUAUGGUGGAUGGGCAUUACCAUGGCUACAAGGAAAUGAGAAGUCCAGACAGGAUUAUCUGGGAGAGGCUGAUGCUUUACAAUGGACACAAGGGCAAAAUCCAGCCAAGGACUGGGCUACCUGGGAGAGGACUUUGACACAAUGGGAGAAACUACUAGGACAAAAGGGUACUUAACAUUUGACAAGGUCUAUCUGAAAUUGGCAGUCUGGGGCAAACUUGGGAUCUCCACAUUUCAAUUUCACACUCCAUAAGGAUGAGAAUGUAUAGGAUGACUGGCACGCUCGGUGUGAGGGUUUGUUUAAGCCUUUUGAGGACUGUAUCCACCUUUGAUGUCCACUUGCUGCCCAGUGUGCCCAAUGGCCACACACUGUAAAACUGCCUUGUUAGGUUAGAUCAGGUUGAGGGUAAAUAAUGGCCUCAAACCCAUAGAUGAAUUGGGGAGCUGUCUACCCCUGAGCACGGGAAGGUAUCCCCAGGGGGAUGACGUGAUAACAAUUUGUCUCAAUGGUCACCAAGCCUGGAAGCAUGCACUAUGGAGAACUUGGAGCUUGGUCAGACCAAAGAUACCAAGGAUGGUCCAUAGCAUCCAGGGCCAUUGUCAGUUUCUUCUGCUUCUGGUCUUUGCUGACUCAAAGUGAGACUGAUGACUUUGUGGCUCUUCCUCACUUAAAUUCAAUUCAUAUACAAGCAAAAGCCAAUCUACCUCCAUGAAGUCGUUGACCCUCUUCAAAAAUGAAGAACAAACAUUUUCUCUCAUUCUUAAGCCAUAACUUAUUUAGCCAUUCCCCAAUUAUGUGUCCUUUGGUUUCCAGUUCUUUGCCACUGCAAAAAAUAUUUAGCAUUUUUGUACACCCUAAUUAAUUUGUUUUGCUUAUGACCAAUCUCUCCCUUAAUCUAUACUCCAUCUAAUUCCUUCUUCUAUCUUUCACCCUUUACCUCCGAUUUCUUUAAGUGAAAUAUAUUUCUGUGCCUAAAUCUAUAUGGGUAUUCUUCCCUCUUUUGACUGAUUAGAUGAGUGAGGUUCAAAUGUUGCCUGCUUCCUCCACCCCUUUUUCCUUACUUUUAUACAUGUUUACUUGUCACCCCUAUUAUAUGAGAUAAUUUCCCUUCUUCUGCCCUUCCCUUUUCAUUCUUUUUUUUUAUGAUCAAAGCAUAAAAUCAAGAUGACAGAAUGAAUUCUAAGCCUUUUGUCUAAUUAGAUUCUUGUGCCCUAUGCACAGAAGGGCUCAGAAGAGACAUGCAUCAUCUCAGAAUGUCCCUUAUGAUUUGUUAUGUUUACCUUUUUAUUUUUCUCUUAAUUCCUGUGUUUUCAUUUUAAAGCUUUUACAUGACUUUUCAUCAAAAAUGUUAGGAAAUCUUUCAUUUUCUCCCCUGUAGGAUGUUGCUCAAUUUGAAUUAUUCUUGGUUGUAAGCCCAUAUCCUUUGAAUUCUGGAAUAUCAUAUUCCAAGCUCUCUGGUUAUUCACAUUGGUUGCUGCUAAAAUGUGUGUGAUCCUGAUGGUAGUUCCUUAGUACUCAGGAAUUCACUUCCUAAAAGGAACCAGAAAUGAAAGCUACUAGGAAUAUGUUAGCCAAAAUCCAGUUUUCUGGGAAUAGAAAAGAUGCUACUUAAAAGAAUCUGGAAAGAAAUCCACAGUGGAUUAUUUGUAUUUCUAAGAGAUCUGGCCAGGGCGUUUGUUUUUUUUAAUUUCUUUUUUUAAACCCUUACCUUCUGUCUUGGAGUCAAUACUGUGUAUUGGCUCCAAGGUAGAAGAGUGGUAAGGGCUAGGCAAUGGGGGUCAAGUGACUUGCCCAGGGUCACACAGCUGGGAAGUGUCUGAGGCCAGAUUUGAACCUAGGACCUCCCGUCUCUAGGGAUGGCUCUCAAUCCUACCUACCUGCUACCUAGCUGCCCCCUUUUAAUUUCUUUAAAUUUUUUUAGUCCAAGCUUUCAGGUAGUCCAAUGACAAUUUUUUUCCUUCGUCUAUUUUCCAGAUCAGUUGUUUUUGUGAUAUUUUCUUCUGUUUUUCAGGCUUUUUGUGCCUUUUGUGUCAAGCAUUUCUGCCUCUCUGUAAAUCCCUCAGUUGGAGCUGAAGCUAUACCUAGUGUAUUUAAGGUCUGAAACAGAUAAAGGAGAGAGAAAAGCUGAAUCUCUAAGGAUGUUAAAAUCUGUUCUGUACCGAUUAUGCCAAUUUUAUGGUGGCAGACACCCUGAGGGAAUACUGAGGUACCAGAGAAAGAAGGGCAGUUCAUGCCAGCAUGUAUGUGUAUAAAUUUGGGUAAAUUUUCAUAUGUGUAAAUUUCUUAAGGUUAAUUGGGGAAAUUUACUCAUGAGAGUGAUCUUCCUUGGUGGCAGCAGGAGGAAUGAAUAAUGGAUCCCUGUACCCACCCACAGAUCAGACCAGGUAUUAUGUAGAGGUAAGACAAAGAGGGCAUGGUGCCAGGUAUGACUCAGGGCCAUGUGGAAGUUUUCCCAAGGGAUAGUUAAAGGUUCUUUUCUGUUUACAUUAGUUUAUAGUCAUCUACUUUAACUGUGAGGCUUAAGAUCACAUUCCAAUUCUCUGGUUCCCACCAUCCACUCCAUCCCUCUGCACCUGCUCCAACAGUAUCUUUCACAGAUUUCCCAUGAGGGAACAGCAAUGGUUUUGUUUCAUGGAGGGAGCAAAGGACCUAAACAAUGAGUUACUUUGGACACACUUUUCACAACAGCAAUACAAGUAGGGAAAUGUUAUAUUUAAAAUUAUAGCUCCCAGUCAUAUUUUCCAUAAAGUUUAUUAAUAAUCACUUGAGAUGAUGAUAAAGUCUCUUCCUUACUCUUAAGUUCUGGCCACAUGUGGCCUAUUCUCCAAGAAUCCCUCCAGCCCAGCUUCCAUGCCAAAGACCCAGGUGGACUCUGUCCACUCUUAUUGACGUUCAUGGACUUUCUGGUGAAUGUUGACAAAUUGGGCCGGCCCUCCUGGAGGGGGGAGGGGAUGAACUUCCCUUGACACAGAAACAAUGUACCCAAUAAGAAAAUUACCACAAAUUUUUUCUUCCCUUUUUAAAAAAAUUACAUCUAAAAACUAUUUUUGACAAUUGUUUUCUGACAUUUUGCUAUUGGGAGUCUCUCACUCCCUCUGAGGCAGUAAGUAGUCUGAUAUAGGUUAAUAUCAGUGUUUUCAUGCAAUAUAUAUGUAAGUAUUUCCCAUGCUAUGACAGAGGACACAUCACACAGACAAUAAAAAAUUUAUGAAGGAAAUAAAAGAAGACAUGCUUUGAUUUGCAAUCCAAUUCCAAUAGUUGCCUCUAGCUUUUAUCAUGAGUCUCUUAGGGUUUGCUUGGGACCUUGUUUGCUGAUAAUUUAGUCCCUAGUUGACCACAUAAUACUCCUGCCACUGUAUACGCUGUUUUGGUUCUUCUCACUUCAUUUUGCAUCAGUUUCAUAUAAGUCUUAAGUUUUUCUGAUCUCAUCCUGGUCAUCAUUUAUAGCAUGAUAUUCCAUUACAACCCUAUGCCCCAGUUUGUUGAGCCAUUCCCUAUACCCCCUUGUCUGAUUAUUUCCCACUAAAAAAAGAGCUGCCAAAAAUAUUUUUGUAUAAGUAGGUCCUUUUCCUCUAUCUCUGAUCUCUUUGAGAUAAAGACACAGUAGUGGUGUUGGGUCAAAGAGGAAGCAUAGUUUGAUGACCCUGGUUUUCUAUUGCUCUCAAUUCAUAGUUCUACCAGCAGUAUAUUAGUGUUGCAGUUUUCUCACAUCUCCAAAGUUUUCCUUUUUGAUCGUGUUAACCAAUCUGAUAUGUGUAAGAUGGUAUUUUAGAGUUUUAAUUUACAUUUCUCUAGUCAAGUUAUUUUGAGCAUUUUUUUUUCACAUGUCUGGAUAGGUUUAAUUUUCUGAGAACUGCCUGUUUAUAUCCUUUGACCCUGUAGCAACUGGGAAAUGCUUUGUAUUAAAAAUUUGAGAGAUGAAAGCUCAAAGACAUUUGCGAUGAAAAUUUUUCCUGAAAUGUGUUUCUCUUUUCAUCUUGGUUGCAUUGGUUUUGUUUGUACACAACCUUUUAAAUUAAAUCAGUUCUCCAUUUUUCAUAAUGUUCUCUAUGUCUUGUUUAUAAUUUCUCCCCUUAUCUGUAAAAUCUGACUGGUAAAUGUUUCCUUUUCCCCCUAAUUUUUUUGUGGUAUCACCCUUUAUUUCUAGACUUUAUCUUGGUGUAUGGUAUGAGAUGUCGGUCUAUUCCUAGUUUCUUCUAGUAGUUUUUCCAGUAAUUUUUGUCAAAUGCAGUUAUCCCUCACUAUAUCUUAGUUUACUUGUCACAGCUUCACUGUAUUGCAAGUUUUGUUUUUU
This is a messenger RNA of Monodelphis domestica (gray short-tailed opossum), 9855 nucleotides long. It is a transcript of the gene KCNK6, whose product is annotated as potassium two pore domain channel subfamily K member 6. Gene Ontology annotation, cellular component: plasma membrane. Gene Ontology annotation, biological process: stabilization of membrane potential; potassium ion transmembrane transport. Gene Ontology annotation, molecular function: potassium ion leak channel activity; outward rectifier potassium channel activity. The record is from RefSeq and is a predicted model, not a curated record. Lineage: Eukaryota; Metazoa; Chordata; Mammalia; Didelphimorphia; Didelphidae.